UUUCGCGAUUCGAGGGCCCACCGGGAAAACCCAGUGAAAUCGAGUGUGCCCAUCGAUUUACGUGAAAGAAAGAGGCACCCAUGUCCGUGUCGUGUGUCUUGUCGGGGUGUUGGUGUUGUGUGCGGUGGCUGAAUUGUGCAUGGUACAUACGUGCGUGCAUGCGUGCCGGUACAAUGCAACGCGUUUACCUCGCGCAACAUACAAUCUGUCGAUCCUAGAUCCUGUCGCCUAGAGUGAAAAAACCACCCAAUUGUUCGUGUUCGCCGAGAGUGAAAUAUUUAGGCGUCUGUAUAGAGAAUCGCGCGAGUAACUUGGAAAUCUUUUGAAUAGGUGCACGUUGUUCCGCGUGUCGGCACACGCGGCUCGCGCGUUAUCGAUAUGAUACCAUCCAGGUGCGGGAACUACAUCCCUGCUUCGCUGUUUCGUUUGUGUGUGUGCGUGCAGUUUCACGGGGUUAGAUGUCUUCUUCUUUCCACGCUUUGCACGUUGAGCGUGCAUAGGCGUGUGCACGCGCGAACGCACCGUCAUUGAUGUAUGUAUGCAUACGCGCGGUCCGUGUGUAUUUUCUACGGGUGUACAUGCGCGGGUUGGUUAACGUGUCUCUCUUCGUGUAUAUGCGUGCUCCCGUGCGGUACGUAUACGCACACUGCAUGCCAUCGGAAUUUACGAAAAAGCACGCGAACUCUCCGUUCUGCUACGACGCCUGUCGGAUAAGGAAAUCGAAACACACAGUAUUACACUCGCAUGCCCAUCGCUCUCCUCGUGGGUAACAUCGGCUAUGAAACACCUACAGUGUUAUUUCUUACAUGGUGCUUCUGUGAAAACCAAAUUGGAAAUACUUGCAAUAGCAUAUUACAAGGAAGAAAAAUUAAAACUCCUAACAUAUAUAAUUUAUUGAGUAAUCAUCAGUUUGAUCAGAGUACGCAGAAUAUUAGAAAACAAAGCACAGAUAUUCCAGAUCUGCAUUAUGGUGUGACUUGUCAAAACACAUGGGCUGUUCCCAGCAAUGGGCCAUUCAUACUUGAAGUCGCGCCAAAAUGGGCGCCAUCAAAUAAUUUCAUGCAGUGGGAUUAUAUACAAGAAUUGGUAGCACAUGGUGGUAUGCCAGAUAUACAUGGUUUAUGUCAGAAGGAGGAAAAUAUAGGUGUGUCAAACAUAAACUCGCCAUAUGUUAAUCAAUUUACAAACUUCUUACAACCGAUAAACACCAGGAAAACAGCAAAUUCUGAUACACAAGAAGGAACAUUUGAUAUAUGUUUAUCAGAAUUUUCAGAACCUAAGUUUAAGAAUCACAAGGAAAGUUAUAGUACCUAUCAAAGUGAUGGUAGUGAGAUAAUAACAACUAAUUUACCAAAAACUAAGAAAGUAACAGCUGAAACAAAAACAGAAAUUCAUCAUCAUAAUAGAGGUCGUUGUUGUUAUUUGUCAGAACAUCUAAAUACUACACACAACAUUGCACAGUACAACGCUUUAUCAGACAUUUUGGAACGGUAUAGAAAUACCUAUAACCUUCUUUGUGCUUCUGAGGAAGACAAACAGCUUAAUUCAACAAAACGCUUAAAAAACAGUAAAGACUGUUAUAACACGCAAAGAGAAGAGAAGAAAGAACUGUGCAAUUUCUCAGACACAAAAGCAUUUUUGAAGAAUUGUGCCCUCUCAAAACGAUCAAAUCAUUCCUGUAACAUAGAAACCUGCUAUUGUACAAAGUACAAGGAUAUAGAUUACGGUUUAUUAAAAUUUUCAGAUUUAGGAAGUUUAUCUCAUAAUUUUGAUAAACACUUGAAGAGUGAAAAUUCUUUUGCUCUUGAUAAAUAUUUGAAUUGUAAAACCUCGUUGCUUUUAUGUGAGAAAAAAGAUACAGACUUUUCUUUUACACAUUUGCCACUGAAUGUUAAAGAUACUAAUUUUAAAAGUGAAUCUUCUACAGAGGAACAUACAAAUAAGUCAAAGAACAUCUAUUUUGCAACUGAUUGCAAACCAAUAUUAAGUAAUUGGGAGGAUUUCGAAAUGUCAGGACAGUAUCCAGGUCAUAGCCGACCUCCGGUUGGCACACCUCCACCACAAACAGUCUGGACUCAUCUUACAAUGACGCAAGGUCAAGUUUCAGGCUUGAAUAUUCAUCCAACAGCACUGUCAGGUGCUGCCCUAAGUCCUGCUGGGUUUUAUACACAUCCAUCUAUGGCAAGGGCAUCUCAUAUAACAUCACAACUUACGCCCCAGCUUGCGCAUACUCAAGCACCUCCAACGUGGCAUACACCAACAGUCCCAUCAAAAACUGUUACCCCAGCCAAUGCACCAGGAAAUCCUUUGUUUAGUUUACAAAUGCUGGUAGAUAAUAGGCAGAAUCAAAGUCAGUAUAGGAAUUCGCCGGGUUCGCAAAGCACGUUAGAUUUAUCUUCUACAUCUGAAAUUAUCCCUGAAAAUUACUCACGAAUACCUCAAGAUAUUCCAAUAAGUUUGACUGCAAGAAAUGUAGAUAAGAGUAGUAGGAAUGGAAAUAUAAUUUCUCCGCCGAUACCUUUAAAUGGAGAAACUUCGUCGGAUAGCGGAAUUAGUUCGUCAGUUCCAACGCCUAAUUCUGUCAGUGAGCCAGUGUCUCUUUCAACUAAAGAAGUUACAACACCUAAAAUAACGGUAAAAAACUUUGAAAGCAAUUUAAAAGGUGUGGCAAAUCUUCACGAUAAGAUUAAGGAAAUCAGUGUAGAUACUUUUACGCAAAAAGUUAUAAAUUUACCACCUAGCGUAACAAUCGAAAGGGUAGUUCCAGACAAAAAGGAACCCGAAGUUACAAAGAAUAAAGAUACGUUAAGUGUUAUUGCGCAAAUGCCAAGAAAUGUUUUACCUGUUAUUGUAAAUCUUACCUCUAAAGUGGACAAGGAUAUAACAGAUAGUCCAAAAAGAGAAUCGUCUAUAGAACGAGAUCGAAAAGUUGACGAAACAAACGUAAGGUCACCCAAAAAUUUGCCAAAAAGAGGUAAAAAGGGUGUAGAUUCUUUGUUAGAGAAAUUGGAAGGUGGAAAUAAAAAACUUGGCAGUGCUGAAAAUAUUGGGUCUGUUAUUGUGAUGCCGGUGGAAGAAAAAGAUACAUCCAGUGUUAAAAGUAUGUCCCCGGAUAGACAAAAGUCGAAAUCCCCGAAUAGAGAAGAGGAGGUAGUAUCUCCAGCAUUCAGCAAUGACGAUUCUAACGAUAAUACUAAACAACGCAGGAAAAGAAAAUUAGAGAAGCCUGUACGGCUUAGUAAAGAUUCCAAAACGGAAGUAGAAGAUAUGGAGUUAGAGCCUACAGAACCAACAGAACCUAGAACAAGUGAACCAAUGUCGGAGGAAACAACUUCGGUUGUAAAAUUAGAAGAACAUGGCGAUACGGUGGAACAAAGAAUACCUGAAAAAGUAGAAGAAAGCAUAGAAGAAAGAAGCGAAGAAAAUCAACCAAUUAGAAGGCGGAGAAGUAGUGAAAGUACACCUCCUAGUUCAACUCCUUCGAAUCAGAGGGUUCGGAGAAAAUCCAGUGACGACGCCACAGAAUUUUCAAAAGUAACAAGUCCAAAAGGUGUAAAUAAUACAAAUCCGUUUAACGAAGUCGAAUCAGAACUUGAAAAAAUGUUUGCUGGUAUUGUCGAGACAGAGAACGAUGUCAAAAAAGUAGAAUCAAAAACAGAACUUACAGAACCUGAGCUUCAAGCUGGCAGCACAACAAAAACUGAAAAUUUAGGAAAUAGCAUUCUGCAUACAAAAACAUUACAAAAUAUAAAUCCUACCGAUGUUUCAUCUACGGUCGAUACAAAAUUAUCUGGGAAAAAGGGGAAAAAAGCCAAAGUUCAAGGAGGUAAACGAAAAAUGUCAAGAUCUUCCGAAAAUAUUUUUGGAACUAUAAAUAAUGACGUACCACAAAAGGAAAUUAAAAAGAGAAAAAUGUCUAAAAGUUUCAAAAAACAAAAUGUUUCGAAAAAAACAAAGAAGAAUACAAAAAUAGAUGGAUUAAGAGAAAUGGCAUAUGACUCGGGAUCAAACGCGAGUUCUAUUAGAUCUCGUGGACCAGUAGUUCAUGUUGAAGGUCCAAGGGACAGUCCACUAAGUAUUCAGGUAGUUAAUGCACCAAGGGAAGAAGAAGAGGAAAAAAAUAAAGAAAAGCGGAAGAAUGUUGGAAAUGGUAGUGCAGGGAGAAGCAAGAGACUCAGUCAUCAAAACGAUUUGGACUAUAGAGGUAAAGUCAGUAGAGCGGGUCUCUUCAGUUCAACAUUAUCUUCGCGUUACGAUGCACAUACAACAGAUUCUACAUGGGUUUGCGUAUUUUGUAAACAAGGUCCUCAUUCUGUUAUACCUGGGGAUCCUUCGCGACCACAUCCUAAUUUGGCUGGGCCUCACAUAGCACCUGGAACGUAUACUGUUCCAGCGGGUGUCUUAAGUGAUUUAUUUGGACCGUAUUUAAUUGGUAAAGAACGUUUGGAAGAUGGAAUUCUUUCAGCUGAUGAACAAGAGAUUACUAUAGAACAGAAAAAAGGUGGUAAGAAUAAAAGAAGUUUGCGGUAUGCUGGACUAGCUGAUCAGUUCACUGCGAAAAUGGGUAAAAAGAAACGAAAUUCUGUUGAAAGUAAUACUAAUGUCAUUUUUACGGGAAUGACUGUACUCCCAGGAGAGGAACAACGUUGGGAAGUUUGGCUUCAUGAACAGUGUGCCAUUUGGGCAGCUGGAGUAUAUAUGGCAGGUGGGCGAGUAACAGGUUUACAAGAAGCAGUGUGGGAUGCAGCGAAGUCGAUAUGUGACUCUUGUGGCUUAACAGGAGCAAAUAUUGGCUGUGUUAAGCGAGGUUGUAAAGCUGUUACACAUUAUCCUUGUGCACUAACAAAAGGUUGGCACUUGGAUACUAAUCAGUAUAUACCGAAGUGCAACCUCCAUCGAGUUACGUGAAACUUCGCAUUUAACAGUUUCGAGACUUUUUGAAAUUACGCUUUUUGCAUCAUUUGAUGCAUAAGUGUGUUUGAAGUGUGAAAGUAUAAAUGUCAGGACAGAUAUAUGGUAAUUUGCAUACACAAAAUAUCAAUAUGCUCGACAGAAAUACCUUCCAAUGUACAAGAUGUUCGAACGAGAAUGCUGUUGUUGUCUUUAAGAAUUACAAACGAAAAUGGAAAUUAACGGAGAUGAAGAAAUGGAAGUUCUUCUCGUUAAUUAAAUUUAAUUAAUUUUCUUGGCCUGUGGCCUUGAACAGUGGCCUUUUCGACCUAAUAUAAAAGCAAGAUUUUUUAAUUUAAAAUUUGUAGUAUAGACGAGUCGUUGCUGAGGAACAAUGUUAAUCAAAAAAGUAUUUGCUUUUUUACUCAUAUUUAAGAAAAAUUGAAACGUUACAAAUUUUCCCCUAAAACAUCAUGUACGCAGGAAUAAAAUAUAGGGCAUAUUGUACCAAAAUUUGAAGAAAAAAUCAGAAUUUGGCAGAAGUGUGAGAAGCAUAAUUUCCGUUAGGAAUUUUAUGCAUGUAUAUAAAAUGGGAUGGAUUAUUAAUCAUUUAAAUUGGUGGAAUUUGAACACUAUUGACACUUUACAUAAGAAGUGUGAAUAAGAAACAUAUAGACAAGUGUUCUCCUGUGAAUGUAAGAAAUCACCUGUAAAUAACAAAGUUCUUAUGUGAGAAAAUGACUAUUAUAUUAUUAUACAAUUCCAAUGAUACUACAAGACAUUCUUCCGUUUUUAAAAAUCAUGCUAUUUUAGUAAGCAUGUGUAGUUAUGUUCUUUAUUGCGCGAAAAUACAUUUAGUGUAACGAUACUUAUUUCUAUUAUACUUUUUUGGAGAUUAUUUGUGACAUAUAAAUCUGAUAUAGGUGUAAAUAAAUAGAUUUUCGCUCAUAUAA
Molecule: messenger RNA, 5843 nt
Organism: Hylaeus anthracinus
Lineage: Eukaryota; Metazoa; Arthropoda; Insecta; Hymenoptera; Colletidae
Exons: 8
Coding region: 745-4908 (1387 amino acids)
Biological process (GO): regulation of transcription by RNA polymerase II
Cellular component (GO): nucleus
Source: RefSeq, a predicted model, not a curated record